Labrus bergylta (ballan wrasse) is the source of this 1684-nucleotide messenger RNA. RefSeq names its product mitochondrial transcription termination factor 2 (gene mterf2). Gene Ontology annotation, molecular function: double-stranded DNA binding. NCBI's taxonomy places the organism in Eukaryota, Metazoa, Chordata, Actinopteri, Labriformes, Labridae. The record is from RefSeq and is a predicted model, not a curated record. Gene Ontology annotation, biological process: termination of mitochondrial transcription; regulation of DNA-templated transcription. Gene Ontology annotation, cellular component: mitochondrial matrix.
UAAUACAGAUUUGAGCCUCCUUGUGUAACUUUUUAUAUAUUUACACCUCUGGUUACAGUAACUAACAGUAACGUUUAUCACGGGCUGAAAUAUCGCGAUGUUUCAUGAGGCUGAGGGUGUGGCGGGACUGCUUUUAUCUGUUCGUGCUGCAAACGAGCUACAAAACAUUUUCAAGAGGUUUUAUUUGGGUUGAAUAAUUUUUAUAAACUUUAUUUAAACAAUACUUACAAAAACAUCUCAUACAUUAAAAUUCAUGUACAGAUUUAAUCAUCACACCCCGUGCACAGCGCUGUCAGUCCUUUAAACUCAGGGCAGGUGAUCAGGUGAGCAGGUGAUGGCAGGUGAGCAGGUGAUGGCAGGUGAUGGCAGGAAACAUCAUCUUCACUGCAAAUGAGAAGAUUUACCUGCACGGCUUCAUCAGGUGAUCGGCGUCGGCGCCUCGCCUCGAUGUUUCGUCUGAUCGCGUCCUCUCUGUGCCUGCGGUGUCAGCGUGUCCCCGCUCUGCCCGUUAUCCUGCGGCCAUGUGUGACGCUGAGCUCGGCAGAGAACCAGCAGACAGUGGAGGCGCUCUACGACCUCUCUGUGGACAUCCAGAAGGUCCGUAAGCUGAAGAGCUGGGUCCUGCAUCAGAGCCCCGCCUACACUAAGGAGGUGGCCGACCUGCUGAAGGACAUGGGGGCGUCCGGCUCGGUCGUCGCCCGGAUCCUGGCGCUUCACCCUGAGUCUAUCCUUUGUUGCCCGGAGCAGGUGGAGGCUCAGAGGGAGCUGUGGAUGUCCGUGUGCCCCAACCAGAAGGAGCUGGUCAGCAUCAUCGAGAAAUUCCCCGCCUCUUUCUUCACCUCCUCCAGUCACCAUGACAACCAGCGGGACAACAUUGCGUUCUUCCAGAGCUUGAACCUCAACAAGCGAAUCGUCACCAAGCUGAUGGCGAGCGCUCCACUGAGCUUCAGCCGGCCGGUGGAGCAGAACCAGCUGAUGGUGCGGACGCUGCAGCAGGCGUACACAGAACUGGGCGGCAAGGACGCCAACAUGAGGAUCUGGCUCCAGAAGCUGCUGAGUCAGAAUCCGUUUGUCCUCCUGAAGCCUCCGGACGUGCUCAGGCAGAACCUGCUGUUCCUCAGGGACCGCGGCUUCAGCACGGCUGAGCUGCUCCGCCUCCUCUCCAAACUCAGAGGCUUCGUCACCGAGCUGAACCCCGAUAACAUGCGCCGCACGCUGGCCUUCUCCCAGGACGCCAUGGGCUGCUCCGAGGAGGAUCUGCGGGACAUCGUCCUCAGCUGUCCCGCUCUGCUUUACUACCCCGAAGAGAUCCUGUCUGAGCGCUUUAAUGGCCUCCUCAGCGUCGGGGUCAGCAUGUCUCAGAUCACAGAGACCCCCACCGUGCUCGAGCUCACCACACAGAUCAUCAUCUAUCGGUUGCAGCGCCUGAGAUCGUACGGAUAUGACGUAAGGACAGGAAGUCUGCAGGUUUUAAACGGCACUAAGAAGGACUUUGAGGUGAGCUGUGGACGGCUUCAGAUCCGCAGAGAGAGGCCGCUUUUCAACCCGGUCGCACCUCUAAGAGGAGACGACUGACAGAGAAGAAUGAAUCAAAACUGAAUGUUUUCUGGUCAUGUGAUUGUGUACAUCUAAAUUAUAUCACAUUAAAGUGCCCACACUAUAAAGUCACACUCACGUCAAACAU